Messenger RNA from Fonsecaea monophora, 1437 nucleotides. RefSeq lists its product as hypothetical. Lineage: Eukaryota; Fungi; Ascomycota; Eurotiomycetes; Chaetothyriales; Herpotrichiellaceae. Gene Ontology annotation, molecular function: iron ion binding; oxidoreductase activity, acting on paired donors, with incorporation or reduction of molecular oxygen; heme binding. The record is from RefSeq and is a predicted model, not a curated record. The transcript has 4 exons. Bases 1 to 1437 code for a protein of 478 amino acids.
AUGGCUCCUUCUGCCUUCCUCCUCAGCGAAGUGGCCUUUACACUCGUCCUCGUGAGUUUGGUGGGAGUUGUAUUCUACAACCUCUUCUUCCACCCUCUUCGUCGAUACCCCGGGCCAAAGUUGUGGGCAAUCAGCAAUAUUCCCUGGAAUUACUACAAUCUCCGUCUAUGUUUGCCGUUUAAAAUCCACGAGCUUCAUCAGAGAUAUGGUCCUGUUGUUCGAAUCGGUCCCAAUCAACUCUCGUACAACUCGGGGGCGGCAUGGAAGGAAAUUUAUUUUGGCACCGGUACCCACGAGUACCUGAAGGACUUGCACCGAGGAUUUGGCAUUCCGCAAGACCCAAACCCUAAGGAAUGGCCCAUGACAGUCUCAGAUACACCCAGGCACCGACGGAUCAGACGAGCCCUCUUGCCUGCGUUCUCGGAGCGCGCGCUGCGUGAUCAGUCUCCUCUACUCAACUCAUACCUUGACAUUCUCAUCUUGAGACUUCGAGAGCGCGCCGGGAAGGCACCUGAGGAUAUCAUCACCUGGGUCAACCGCUUCACCGUUGAUGCCCUGGGUCAUUUCUGUUUCGGACAGUCGUUCAACGCGCUGCAGGAUUCAAAGACCCCAGACUUGGUCAAUGUUCUGAUAGACUCUGUCGCAUACAUUCCAGUCUCCCAAUUUGCCCAGCAGUAUCGUUUGCAGAGAUUGCUGGCUGUUUUUACUCCUGCUGGCGCCGUUAACACAAUGGAGGCGUUCAAUCAGCAUGCGACCGAACAGGUUACACGAGUCGUCGAGCAAAUGAAGUCGGGGGUAGCAUCAUCUGGCUUGUUCUUUAGCUACGUCAUGGAAGACAAGGAGGCAAAAUCCAAGAUCUCCCAUGAAGAGACUACAACGUCAGCGAUCUCCGGAUCCCUCUACUAUCUCUGCAUGAACCCCUCGACGUACAAAAAGGCAGCCGAAGAAAUCAGGUCGACCUUCUCCUCCGAGGACCAAAUGACCAAUGAGGCUGUCGCGGCGCUUCCAUACACGAAUGCUGUCUUGAAGGAGACAUUCAGAAUAUACGUGCCCACUCCCGGGACGAUCCCUCGUGUCACUCCGGCCGAGGGCGCUCAAAUUCUCGGUCAGUACGUACCAGGCAAGACCCUGAUCGGGGUUGCUCCCUACUCUUGCACCCGCUCGCCGGCGAAUUUCCACAACCCGGAUCAAUUUGUGCCUGAGCGCUGGCUGGCGAGCCAGCUUGGCUCACCGGAGUAUGAGCCCUACUUGAACGACAAUCUGGAAGCUUCGCAACCGUUUUCGUACGGACCGCGCAGUUGUCUCGGAAAGCCGCUGUUGUGGAAUUUUGACUUCGAGAUCGCUCCCGAGUCCAAGGAUUGGAUGAAAGCGCAUCGCCCAACAGUUGCUUGGGUCAAGCCACAACUGAUGCUGAAUAUCACGCCCGUGCCGCGGUAG